AUGCCGUCCGUUUGCGCGGGCACUGCGGCCAGCCCCUGCCGCUUCGGCCAAGCUCGUUCCGGUGGGCCGGUCCAGGUUCAGCGGUCCGGAGGGCGGUGUCUCUUCUGCGACUUGGAGAGGCUCGACGAGUGCGUCCAUGACGGCCGUGGCCGGACGGCAAUCAGGCAGGCCUUGCAGGCCACGGGGGUCUUCUUGAAGAAUGAUGAGGACAUCUUCGAGGAGGCUCUGGCCCGCAUCGGAGAGGUCAUUCCGGAUUUUGCGGACUUGGAGGAAGGCGCACGACGGCUGGUGGCGGCUGGCGACUGGUCGAGGAUCCUGGCACAGCGGAGGCGCCUGCGCGCGGAGCCCGCGGCGGAGGAAGACGCCGUCUAUCGCCAUCGCGUGGACACGGAUCGCCAGCGCGUGCGCCACAAGUUUUUUCCGUCCAAGGCCUUGGUCAUUCUGAAAGCAAGGAAGAUUUCCCACAGCGGACACUCCUGGACAAACCCCAUGUCCGAGGAGUUGAACGCGAAGAUUGAUGACAAGGCCUUUAACGACAGUGGCCUCCCAGCGGCUCAUGUGACCUCCACUGCUGCAGCGAUCGAGCGAUGGUGCAAGGAAGGGUCUUGGAGCUUUUGCAGCAACUGCCACUUGCUACGACCUCGACAUCUGAAGGAGGCCGACGUGGCUCGGACCGCCGCGCCCUGCACGAGCACCUGUCCUUCCUGUGAGAAGCAACCUGCGCCGUGGGUUCCCAAGGUAGAUGACGUACCUGAGCCUCUACGGAACCUGUCUCGUGACGUGGCCAUGGCGCUGCGUCCAUUGGACGUGGACUGCG
This is a messenger RNA of Symbiodinium pilosum, 817 nucleotides long. NCBI's taxonomy places the organism in Eukaryota, Dinophyceae, Suessiales, Symbiodiniaceae. The record is from the annotation of a GenBank genome assembly.